Messenger RNA from Archocentrus centrarchus (flier cichlid), 3082 nucleotides. Its product is annotated as MICAL-like protein 1. NCBI's taxonomy places the organism in Eukaryota, Metazoa, Chordata, Actinopteri, Cichliformes, Cichlidae. The record is from RefSeq and is a predicted model, not a curated record. Bases 443 to 2830 code for a protein of 795 amino acids. The transcript is spliced from 15 exons. Gene Ontology annotation, molecular function: protein binding.
UGUGGCGCACAACAGUAGGGCUUAGUAACGGGAUUAAGUUUAAACCCGUAUCUAUCUAAUAGACCAGGAGUACUUUUUGCGCUUUGGGCAGCACUUUUCUUCAGUGAGGGGCUCGGUGCAGCAUUGUGGUUGAGAGAAUAACAGCGAGCUGCCGUGAGGGAGAGACUGUGGUCGUGGCUUGAAACACUGGAGCUUUACUUGCGCGGCCACCUUUGUUUAUGUUUGACAAAGCAACACCAAAGGGGAAAGCUUAAUUUCCUUCCUUUCUGCUGCUGCUUCACCACUACUACGUGCAAGACUGACCGCAGUGAAACAGUUGCAAGGUAGAUGCUUUGCUUCCUGUUUCCUCGGCAAAGCGAGUUCUGCAGAGCUAUUAUCUGAUCUCUAACUCUCACGGUGCCAUGUUCUCCUCUCUGACCACUGGUGAAAAGUCGCACGAGAAAUGGCAUCACCGAGGGCUUUACUGGAGUGGUGCCGCGUCACUUGCGCCACUUAUCCCGACGUGGAAAUAACGAACAUGUCAGCCUCAUUCAGAGAUGGACUGGCAUUUUGUGCCAUCAUCCACAAACACCGACCUGAGCUGAUAGAUUUCAGGUCCCUCUCCAAAGAUAAUGCUUAUCAAAAUAACAAGCUGGCGUUUGAGGUGGCAGAAACAAAGCUAGGGAUCCCUGCGUUGCUGGAUCCAAGGGACAUGGUUUCUACCAAGAUGCCUGAUCGUUUAAGUGUCAUCUCCUACCUUGCUCAGUACUACUGCUUCUUCAAUGGGAAAUCUCCAGCAGGUCCAGCCAGAUUGUGGUCAUCGCACGGCGCCGUCUUGCACAGUCUCUCAAAGAGCAAAAUUUACCAGCAUCCGAAACGCAUGAAGAGUUUGACUGACAUCAAAACCAGUCGAGAGGAAAAUGUUUCUGACACCAGGCCGCAGAUGGUGUGUAAUUUGUGUUUGAAGCCUGUGCACCUGAUACAGAGACAUUUGGUGGAUGGAAAUAUUUACCAUCGCAGCUGUUUCAGGUGCAAAGUGUGCCACACCACUCUUUUACCACAGUCUUACACACAGGGAAGUGAUGCUGGAUCCUUGAUGUGCACUUAUCACACAACAGACAAUAAAGGUACUUGUGGGCAAACUGGAUCUCAAAGUAAACUUCAGGCAGUUUAUUAUUCUCUGGGAGGACUGCCUAUCACCAGCGUUCCUCAUUACACUAAGAAAACAGAGGCAGAGGACAGACCGGUUUGUAAGACAGCAGAAACGGGCGGGAUAAAAAGCCAGGAGGAGAAGAGAGAGGACAAAAACAGAGAAAAUGGGGAAUCAUCUGUUGCGCCUGCAGAACUCCCUUCAUCCAGACCUACUUGUCCUGUUCCAGCACCAAGACAGAUUUCACACUCCUCUGUAGGCCCUGUUCCUACAACCAGGAUCAAAACUUCACAGGUUAUAAAUAGCUCUCCUGCUGCAGGUAGUUUAUCCAGUCAAAGCAAAUGUCCGCCCAGUCCGACUCCUGUCCCAACCAGCACCAGCUCUAAGAUGAAAGCUAGCCAUCCAUGGAUGGCCCUCGUGCAUUCGGGACCCUGGACACAACUGCCUCCAGCUCCACCUCCAGUUCCCAAUUGUCGAUCCAAAACUGUCUCUAACUUGCAGGGGUCAUGCAACAGACCCAAAGGUCCUCCUCUAAAUCCAUUUGAAGAGGACCAAGAGGAGGAUUAUGAGAGAGAGGCUGCUGAACCCGAGUCUAAAGACCUAAAUAAGCCUUUAGUGGCAGCUGUCCAUUUGGAGAACAGUUCCAUUGAAUCUGAGGAGAAUAAAGAAAAAACAGAUCUCCCACAGAAGAGUCCAGAUCUCAAAGAAGCUGCAGGUGGUGAAGUUGCAGAACCAGACCCAGUAGAGGGAGUGACUGCAGAUACUAAUGCAGAGGGACCUUCUAGUGAAGGAUCUGGAGACGGUGAUCAGAUUGUUUCAUCAGAUCUGACAGGAGCAGCAGGAGCAGCAGGGCCGUCUCCCACUGCAGCUUCGAGACAGAGUCGCAUUUUACCCAGGAGUGUGUCUGUGCCAGCCAUCGCAUCUGACUACUCUGACACUUUCUGUGUGCCUGUCAGUCAGACAGAGGCGGAUGAAGCUUUCACAUCAUGUCAAAGUCAGCCUUCCAGCAGAGAAGAUCCUUUGGAUCAAAACCCCACAAUAUCCAAAUCAAAGACCUUUCAGGACCUCUCAUCCUGUCGGGGCUCCGCCCCUGGCCAUGGUUUCCCACUCAUCAAGAGAAAGGUGCAGACAGAUCAGUGUGCUUCCACAGAAGAGCUGCAGGUGCAGAUGAGACAAGUGGAUCAACAUCUGGAGGCACUGGAAGAAAAAGGAGUCCAGCUGGAGAGGAAUCUGAGAGCCUGCAAGCAUGAUAAAGAGGAGGAACAAAUGCUAAUGGAGUGGUUCUCUCUUAUCCACGAGCGGCAUGUUCUGAAGUGCCACGAUACAGAGCUGGUUUAUCUGACAAAACAGAAAAAAUUGGAAGACAGGCAGGCAGACGUGGAAUACGACCUCCGAUGUCUCUUUAAUAAACCUGAGAAGAACUGGAGCCAGGAGGAUCGAGAUAAAGAGAAGAAUCUCAUGGAUGAGCUGGUCACCAUCAUUGAACGGAGGAACCAGAUCAUCAGCAGCCUGGAUCAGGAUAGGCAGAGGGAAAGAGAAAACAAUGUGCUUUGGGAAGACAUAAUGAAGAACAAAGACUUCCAGAAAGAAGGAUUGAAAGAGCCAAGGAAGCCAAAAAGAGAUUUCAAGCCCACGAAAGUACUUAAAAUGCUGAACCAUAAAGAAGAGAGCACGAAGGACUCGGUGGACAAAAAGAGCUGAAGAACUGUCAGAAGCAAACUGCUCUCUUCAUAUUAUGAAAUACGCACUUAUUGAUUGCAUGUUUACUGAUUUUGUGUUAAAGCCCAGCUCAGUAAAACUAACAAAACAAACUGUGUUGUUCUCAGUCAGUACUAUGUAUACAUUAGUAUGAAUGUCCUUUUUUUUUGCUUCAGUUCUUAUUUACUGGCCAUAAAAGUAGUAUCUUUUUUUUAAAAUUAUUAUUAUAUUACACGUUUGUUUAAGUAUUCAAUA